Molecule: messenger RNA, 612 nt
Organism: Magnolia sinica
Lineage: Eukaryota; Viridiplantae; Streptophyta; Magnoliopsida; Magnoliales; Magnoliaceae
Exons: 4
Coding region: 74-505 (143 amino acids)
Cellular component (GO): endoplasmic reticulum; nuclear envelope; membrane
Molecular function (GO): glutathione peroxidase activity; glutathione transferase activity
Source: RefSeq, a predicted model, not a curated record
AGUUGAAAGUCUUCGGUUUUACCCUCUAAAAAGCGGAUUGGAGAGAGAGAGAGAGAGAGAGAGAGAGAGAGAGAUGGCAGUCGUCCAAGUGCCGGCGGAGUAUGGAUGCGUUGUGCUGGUGCUGCUUUCGUAUGUGUUUCUCAACUUCUGGAUGGCCUUCCAGGUCGGCAAGGCCAGGAAAAAGUAUAAGGUAUUCUACCCGAAUCUAUACGCCCAAGAAUCCGAAAACAAGGAUGCCAAGCUCUUCAACUGUAUCCAGAGAGGACACCAGAAUUCUCUGGAGGUGAUGCCGGUAUUCUUCACGGUGCUGGUGCUGGGAGGGAUUCGGCACCCUCUGAUCGCUGCAGGAUUAGGGGCCUUCUAUACAGUGGCCCGCUUUUUCUAUUUCACGGGCUACUCCACUGGCAAACCUGAGAACAGAAUGAAGCUCGGGGGACUUUACUUCCCAGCACUGAUGGGGCUUAUCAUUUGCACAGCAUCCUUUGGAAUCAAUCUUCUCCGUUGAUCAGAUCUGUUUCUCUUUCUCUUUUACCCUGCUUGCAGAUUAGUUUGAUACUGUUGUAUGUGACUUUUGGCUGAUGUUAAAUAAAUAGGAGACAUUCCUUCCCUGGA